UUGUUUCAGCUCUUCGGAAAAUGGAUUUUGGAGUGUAAUAAGUGGAAAGGACCGUGGAAAUCGAUGGAUACCGUUACCGUAUUGCAGUGUUUGCUGCAGAACGAUUCAGUUGCCGCCGAUUCCGAGCCUUCUUCAAAUCAGGGCGGCACGCUCCCGGUAUUCGCUUGCUCUCACGGAGGGUGUAAGAAAAAGUACCUGAACCCGGAGCACCUUAAAGCACAUGAACGUUUUCAUAAUGGGGUCACCGAAUCGACGAGCCAACCGACCACAAAGCCGCCAAUGGUUCAGGAUAGCAAACCACGGACAGGAAGCGGACUACAGUUUUUGCUAGAGAACGACUUCCUGGAUGUAAAGUACACCACCACCACCGAAAGCAAAGGAUCGAAAUCGGAACCGGAUGAAGAGGAGUCCGAGGAAGCCCUUGCAGAAGAGAUCGAAUUCGAAGAAAUUUUCCUUGAUGGAGAUCUACAGGAAGAGGAAGAUGAGCCGACAUUAGCAGAGGGAAAAGAUGCCAAAGAAGUCAAACAAAAAACCUAUUCCAGUCGCUCCCGGAAGUUUGCCUGCGAGUGGCCUGACUGCGCCAACACUUACACCAAAGCUUACCACCUAAAAGUCCACCAGCGGGUACAUACCGGCGAUUUGCAGUUCAUCUGCGAUUGGCCAGCAUGCAACAAACGGUUUGCUCGCGCAGAGGUGCUCAAUCGGCACCGUCUUUCGCACAACGCCUUGCGGAACCACGUUUGCCGGUGGUGCAGCUUGAGGUUUAACCGACGAGAUCACCUUGUGCAACAUGUUCGCGUUCGCCACCCGGAGGCACCGGCAACAUUUCUAGACUCAAAGCCUGAGGCCAAGAAAACUAAAACGGAAACGCAAUCUCUGAAACGGACAAAGAAUGAAUCAUCAAAUAAUACUGAGCGAGCGCGCAACUACCGAUGCUCUUUCGAAGGCUGUGAUAAAUCCUACAUUCGCUUGAAUCACCUGAAUGCACACCAGCUGUUGCAUGUUGGCGCGCAUCCUUACCGAUGUCCAUGGGAAGGCUGUGGGGAAACAUUUGCUCGAUCAUUUGAGCUGUCACGCCACCGCCGAAUGCACACCGGGGAACGGAAAUUCGUGUGCCAUAUCUGCCAGCAAGCGUUCAUGCGUAGCGAUCAUCUUUCGUGUCAUGUUAAGAGACACACCUUUGGAGCGCAUCCUGCAGAUAAACAGAAGAGCACAAACAGUGUGCCAUAGAACAUGCUCUCGUCUUAUUCAUACACCGUGAUCUCCUAAGAAAUAAGGCAAUACUCGACAUUAACGACACUAUGUUUUAAAUUCACUUUGGUGACCUCGUUUUCUUAGGAGGUCUCUAGCUGCGUUUUUGUUAAAGUAACUUUUUCAGGUAAAUGAGUCCAAGCUCUCAGGGUUUAUGCCCGUCCGAUUACCAUUCCAACGACGUCACUUCCGACAAUUGUUUCUUGGUGUAAGUCAUUGGGCACUGCCUCUCGACCAAACCAAAAAUGACCAAAAAACGGUUUCAAAAACGGCAGCCAUCGUAGUAUUUAAUGUUAACCCAGUUUUGAUAGGAAAUGCAAACAAAGAGAGAAUAUUGUUUGAAUAAAAGAGAGUCUG
This is a messenger RNA of Anopheles darlingi, 1608 nucleotides long. RefSeq names its product zinc finger protein 304-like. The coding region runs from base 64 to 1230 and encodes 388 amino acids. Gene Ontology annotation, biological process: regulation of transcription by RNA polymerase II. The record is from RefSeq and is a predicted model, not a curated record. Lineage: Eukaryota; Metazoa; Arthropoda; Insecta; Diptera; Culicidae. Gene Ontology annotation, molecular function: RNA polymerase II cis-regulatory region sequence-specific DNA binding; DNA-binding transcription factor activity, RNA polymerase II-specific. The transcript has 2 exons.